This is a messenger RNA of Kogia breviceps (pygmy sperm whale), 1130 nucleotides long. NCBI's taxonomy places the organism in Eukaryota, Metazoa, Chordata, Mammalia, Artiodactyla, Physeteridae. The record is from RefSeq and is a predicted model, not a curated record.
CUUCCAUGCUGAGGUUUGUCAGCGUCUGUCCAGGCAGUUGAUAAAUAGAACGGAGCCUAGUUAAGACACUCCUAAUCCUCAGCCGGGCUCCUGCCAGCUCACAUCCACCCUGUCUCCCCCUACAUUUCCUCUGCCAGCUCCGCCCCCUCAGCUACAGGGACAAGGAAACCCCAGGAGCAGCAGCAGGAAAAUAGUGUCUGGUCCAGCCCUUUGAGGCAGGGCCUAGGUUUUCAUGGUUAAAACUGGAAGGCAAGGAGGACCUGGGGUGGUCCACACAAGGUCCUUCAAAUACACAUCUGUGACCCCAGCAGUAAGUGCUGGCACCUGGCCUUGCCCAUACUGGGCAGCUGAGGGGAGAGUUAGGAAGGGCCUGAGGCCUAGCCAGCAUCCAAUGGAGGACAAGAAGAAGAAAAGGAGUCCCAAGCCCUGCCUGACCCAGCCGGCCCAGCCCCCAGGCACGCUACGCAGGGUCCCAGUGCCCACCAGCCACAGCGGCUCCUUGGCCCUGGGACUCCCUCAUCUGCCAUCCCCCAAGCAGCGGGCCAAGUUCAAGAGGGUCGGCAAGGAGAAAUGUCGCCCAGUGCUGGCAGGAGGUGGGGGUGGCUCUGCAGGAACCCCCCUGCAGCACUCGUUCCUGACCGAGGUGACCGACGUCUAUGAGAUGGAAGGCGGGCUGCUGAACCUGCUCAAUGAUUUCCACUCAGGCCGGCUGCAGGCCUUCGGGAAGGAAUGCUCCUUUGAGCAGUUGGAACACGUGCGGGAGAUGCAGGAGAAGCUGGCCCGGCUGCACUUCAGCCUGGACGUGUGUGGAGAGGAGGAGGAGGAGGAGGAGGAGGAGGACGGGGUCACUGAGGGGCUACCUGAGGAGCAGAAGAAGACGAUGGCUGACCGCAACCUGGACCAGCUGCUUAGCAAUCUGGAAGAUCUUAGUAAUUCUAUACAGAAGCUGCACCUGGCUGAGAACGCCGAGCCUGAGGAGCCGUCAGCUGUGUAGGUGUCGGACGCAGGCUCAGACUGCUCCUUCUCAUUCCCUUCAAACUGUGACUUUUUACGGACUCGAUUGGGUGUUCCGCGGCCCCCCCAGGUGCUAUGGGGGAGGGGGGCAUUGGAUGGAAUUAAACCAUAAAGAA